AUGGCUCCAGCUCUCCAAGAAAGCAAGCUGGCCUUCAUCGGCGGCGGCAACAUGGCUGGCGCCAUAAUCGGCGGCCUCAUUGCCAAGGGCGUCAACAAGCAGAACAUCUACGUCUCCGAGCCCUGGGAGGUCAACCGCGACAAGCUCGCCGCCACCGGGGUGCGCACCACCACCUCCAACGUCGAGGCCGCCGGCGACGCCGACAUCGUCAUCAUCGCCGUCAAGCCCCAAGUCACAAAGACCGUCUCCGAGGAGCUCGGGGCCGCCUGGUCGUCGCGCACCACCCUCCCCAUCAUCGUCAGCAUCGCCGCCGGCAUCACCCUCGACAGCCUGCGCAACUGGUCCAAGACGAGCGACGGAAGAACGGCACACGUGGUCCGCGUCAUGCCCAACACGCCCGCGCUGGUUGGCGAGGGCGCCUCGGGCCUCUUUGCGAGCGAGGAUAUCACCGCGGACGAGAAGGAGCUUGUCUCUGCGCUGCUGGCGAGCGUCAGCAAGGCGACCGAGUGGGUUGACAAGGAGGAGCUCCUCGACGUCGUCACUGGGCUCUCGGGCUCUGGCCCGGCCUACUUCUUCAACAUGGUCGAGCACCUGAUUUCCAGUGCCGUUGCGCUGGGCCUGCCGAGGGACCAGGCCACCCGGCUGGCCAGCCAGACUUGCUUUGGUGCCGGCAAGAUGCUCGUGGAGUCAUCCGACGACCCUGCGCAGCUCCGCAAGAACGUCACCAGCCCCAACGGCACGACACACGCCGCUCUGGAGACCUUCAAGGCCGAGGGCUUUGAGCAGAUCGUGGAUAAGUCGGUCAAGGCGGCGACGCACCGCGCGGACGAGUUGGGGCAGACACUGGGAAAGCAAUAG
This is a messenger RNA of Clonostachys rhizophaga, 858 nucleotides long. The record is from the annotation of a GenBank genome assembly. Lineage: Eukaryota; Fungi; Ascomycota; Sordariomycetes; Hypocreales; Bionectriaceae.